AUGGAGGCUCAAGACUUCAAAGACGCCGUGCGUUAUGCCGAGUUGGAAUUCAGCACUUUCUCUCGGACGAAGGACGAUGUGAUUCCAUCUCCGUUCCCCGACACCACAACGAUCGUGACCAAGCAAACUAUUGGAGUUUGCGGUAUCGUCGCACCUUGGAACUUCUCCAUUGCCAUGAUCACCAGAAAGAUUGCUCCCGCUAUCGCCGCCGGCUGCACUGUAGUGGUCAAACCCCCCAGCGAGACUCUAUUAUGCGCUCUCGCUUUGGCGAAGCUGGCGUUAGAAGCUGGCCUUCCCCCCAACGUUAUGCAGGUGAGCUUCAUCGGUUCUACCAAGGUUGGAAAAGCCAUCACGGAGAAGGUGACCAUGACCAUGAAGAAGAUUUCCAUGGAACUUGGUGGCAGCGCUCCGUUCAUCGUGUUCGAGGAUGCCGAUAUCAAAAAGGCCAUUGCGGCCCUCAUGGGUUGCAAGUUCCGUUGCUCCGGUCAGACCUGUAUCUGUGCAAACCGUGUCUUUGUCCAACGGCCCAUCUCCGACACCUUCAUCUUCAAAUUAAAGGGUCGCAUGCAAAGCCUUAAGGCGGGAUCGCCAUUCGACCCCACGAUGACCAACGGCCCAUUGAUGAAUAAGGCGGCUGUGGCGACCACGCUGCGACUUAUUGGUCUCCAAAGGUACCACACUGGUCCCUUGAUUACCGGCAUUAAGCCAGGCAUGGCACUCGCGCAUGAAGAAAUCUUUGGCACCAUUGCACCCGUUAUCACUUUCGACAAGGAGGAAGAAGUCGUCGAAAUAUCCAACAACACCGAAUUCGGGCUGGCUGGCUAUUUCGUCUCCUACGACUAUCGCCGCAUAUGGAGCGUGGCCAAGGCCCUAUAG
This is a messenger RNA of Cladophialophora bantiana CBS 173.52, 876 nucleotides long. RefSeq lists its product as uncharacterized. The transcript has 4 exons. The record is from RefSeq and is a predicted model, not a curated record. The coding region runs from base 1 to 876 and encodes 291 amino acids. Gene Ontology annotation, molecular function: succinate-semialdehyde dehydrogenase (NAD+) activity. Lineage: Eukaryota; Fungi; Ascomycota; Eurotiomycetes; Chaetothyriales; Herpotrichiellaceae.